Sciurus carolinensis (gray squirrel) is the source of this 5257-nucleotide messenger RNA. It is a transcript of the gene Znf12, whose product is annotated as zinc finger protein 12. The record is from RefSeq and is a predicted model, not a curated record. Gene Ontology annotation, molecular function: RNA polymerase II cis-regulatory region sequence-specific DNA binding; DNA-binding transcription factor activity, RNA polymerase II-specific. NCBI's taxonomy places the organism in Eukaryota, Metazoa, Chordata, Mammalia, Rodentia, Sciuridae. The transcript is spliced from 5 exons. Bases 275 to 2347 code for a protein of 690 amino acids. Gene Ontology annotation, biological process: regulation of transcription by RNA polymerase II.
CUUCCUGUCUGUCCAGGUGACCGCCGCCCUGGUUUUCUGUCUGGGGCCUUCGGUGGCCGGGAUCGCGGAGUGUGCGCCGAAGGGCGCAGGCUGGUUGUUCCAAGGUUCCGCCUGAGGCUCUACCGCUACCGCGAGGGCCGAGCCUGAGGCGGAGGGCCCGAGGGUCGGGUAGCAGCAGUGGCGGCAGAGGGGCUGCGCGACCCGGGCCGGCGCUCCGCGGGUCGAUUCACCUUUGCUUUCACAAUCCUCCAUAUUUUUCCAAGAGCAGCAGAACAUGAGUAAAUCCCUGGGGCCAGUGUCAUUCAAGGAUGUGGCUGUGGACUUCACCCAGGACGAAUGGCAGCAGCUGGACCCUGAAGAGAAGAUGACAUACAGGGAUGUGAUGCUGGAGAACUACAGCAACCUCGUUUCUGUGGGCUAUCACAUAAUCAAACCGGAUGUUAUCAUCAAGUUGGAGCAAGGAGAAGAGCCAUGGAUAGUAGAAGGAGAAUUCCCACCUCAAAGCUAUCCAGAUGAGGUCUGGCAAGUGGAAGACCCACUGGACAAACUCCAGGAAGAUGAAGAUAUGGUUUUCAUCAACAAAACCCUGGGUGAAGAGAGAGGUAAUGUUUCUGGUAAAGCUUUUAAUGUAGAAAUAAACCCUGUUCCUUCAAGAAAAAUAACAUCUAAAUGUGACUCAUGUGAAAAGAGUUUAACAUCUGUUUCGGAGUAUAUCAGUAGUGAUGGAAGUUAUGCAAGAAUGAAACCCAGUGAAUGUAGUGGAUGUGGGAAGUCACUUUUCCACAUUAAGCUUGAGAAAACUCAUCCAGGAGAUGAAUCUUAUGAAUUUAAUCAAAAUGGAGAAGCUUAUGCUCUAAGUGAAGAAAAUAUUUAUCAAAAAAUUCAUAUUUUGGAGAAACCCUUUGAAUACAUCGAAUGCCAGAAAGCCUUCCAAAAGGAUACAGUUUUUGUUAAUCACAUGGAGGAGAAACCCUAUAAUUGGAAUGAAUCUGAAAUAGCCUUUCUCCAGAUGUCAGACCUCAGUGUUCAUCAGAGAUCUCACAUGGAAAUGAAGCCCUAUGAAUGCCGAGAGUGUGGAAAAUCCUUCUGUAAAAAGUCCAAAUUCAUUAUACACCAGAGGACUCACACAGGAGAGAAACCUUAUAAAUGUAACCAGUGUGGGAAGUCUUUCUGCCAGAAGGGAACUCUCACUGUACACCAGAGAACCCACACAGGGGAGAAGCCUUAUGAAUGUAAUGAAUGCGGGAAAAACUUCUACCAGAAGUUACACCUCAUUCAACACCAGAGAACUCACUCAGGAGAGAAGCCCUAUGAAUGUAGUUACUGUGGAAAAUCCUUUUGCCAGAAGACACAUCUCACACAACACCAGAGAACACAUUCCGGAGAGAGGCCCUAUGUUUGUCAUGACUGUGGAAAGACCUUCUCCCAGAAGUCAGCACUUAAUGAUCACCAGAAAAUUCACACAGGUGUGAAACUCUACAAGUGCAGCGAAUGUGGGAAAUGCUUCUGUCGCAAGUCUACUCUCACAACCCACCUGAGGACGCACACAGGAGAGAAGCCCUAUGAAUGCAAUGAGUGUGGGAAAUUCUUCUCAAGGUUAUCCUAUCUAACUGUGCAUUACAGAACUCAUUCAGGAGAGAAGCCCUAUGAAUGUACUGAAUGUGGGAAAACCUUCUAUCUGAAUUCAGCCCUCAUGAGACAUCAGAGAGUACACACAGGAGAAAAACCUUAUGAAUGUAAUGAGUGUGGAAAACUGUUCUCCCAGCUGUCGUACCUCACCAUACAUCAUAGAACUCAUUCAGGAGUGAAACCCUAUGAAUGUAGUGAAUGUGGAAAAACCUUCUACCAGAAUUCAGCCCUUUGUAGACAUCGGAGAAUACACAGAGGAGAGAAACCCUAUGAAUGUUACAUAUGUGGAAAGUUCUUCUCUCAGAUGUCAUACCUCACUAUACAUCAUAGAAUUCAUUCAGGAGAAAAACCCUAUGAAUGUAGUGAAUGUGGGAAAACCUUCUGUCAGAAUUCAGCCCUUAAUAGACAUCAGAGAACACACACAGGAGAGAAAGCCUAUGAAUGUUACGAAUGUGGGAAGUGUUUUUCUCAGAUGUCAUAUCUCACCAUACAUCAUCGAAUCCAUUCUGGAGAGAAACCAUUUGAAUGUAACGAAUGUGGGAAAGCCUUCUCUCGAAUGUCAUACCUCACUGUGCAUUACAGAACCCAUUCAGGGGAAAAGCCCUAUGAAUGUACUGAAUGUGGGAAAAAAUUCUACCACAAAUCAGCAUUCAACAGCCAUCAAAGAAUUCAUAGGAGAGGGAAUAUGAAUAUAGUUGAUGUGGGAAGGCUUCUCUGAAGUUUUACCUCAGACAUCCUUCCAAUAUAGUAGACAAAAAACUCAUACAUGAAGUCAGAUGCCCUCUGUUUGCAUGUGUUCCAUAUCUAUGGAUCCAACCAACUGAAAAUAUUUGGGAAAAUAAUUGCAUCUGUUCUGAACACUGACUUUUUUCUUGUCAUUAUUCCCUAAACAAUACAGUGUAACAACUAUUUACUUGACACGAUUUAAAGUAUAUGGAGAGGAGUAUGUAAGUAAUAGGCAAAUACUGUACCAUUUUACAUAGGGACUUGAGCAUCUGAACAUUUGGGUAUCUGAGGGGAUCAUGGAACCAACAACCAGCCCUCCCUUUACCCAGCCCCAGAUACCCAGGGACCACUGUGCAGGUGAGUGUGGAUGGGCCCUUGUGCAUAGUCGGAUUCAUCAUCUGAACAUUCACAGGGUAGAACCGCAACUGUAACAAGACCAGGCGAUUCAUUAAAUACCAGACUAUACAGAAAUAAAAAUGUCAAUAUUUAGAAUGUGUAUGUCUCACAAUGGAUUUGAACUGCUUUACGUAUCAGGGAAUUUCAACAGUUUAAGGAAUGUGGAAAACGUACUCCUUUGGAAAAUGUUAAUGCAUAAAGAUAUGUUUCUGAUAUAAUAAACUUUUUGUAAACAAUUUAAACCAAAACAGAAGAUAUCUGCUGUGAAUAAACGUACUCUUUUUGUAAAUAGAAAUGUAAAAUUAUUGGUUUAGCAAGCCAACUCUGCUGCAUUAAACUAAUGUAAACAAUUCCUGAGGAACAAUAGGAUUUAGGGGCUUUUUGUUUGUUUUUUACUAUGUUACAUUAUAGGAAUUGUUGUUCAGUGUGAAUCCUGUUUGGAAAAAUAUUGUCUCCUUAUUAAUGUAACACCCAGGGUAAGGUUGCCCACUCUAAAUAGCAUCACAAUGUUAAUAUCUUAAUAUGCAUUUUCUCAUGAGAUAGUAUUUGGUAGGUAUAAAGUAUGUGCUUCCCUGUCAUUUACAAACACACUUGAUUGUUGUUAAUGAACUGUAUCAUCCAUAAAGAAGCUAAUUUUUAUGUUUUCACCUAUAGAUAAGUCAGCAAAGAAGACAGAUCUAGACGUAUAAAAUAGAAAACUCUGCAUAGGUAAUUUUAAAUUGUUAAGCCAGCAGUCUCCAGGAGUGAUAAAGAGAACUUACUGCAUUCUGUAGAAUAAAAAAAAAGGGGGAAGGGUACUUAAAAUAUUCCCAUUCUGUAUUUCAUCUCUUUUUUAUUCAGAUGCUUACAUAAGUGUAUGUAGAGCACAAAUGCUGUGUAACAUAGGAAUUAGCUGUCUUUUUAUGAUAGUGUUUGUGAAUGUUGAGCUCUGCUCCUUCGAACACAAAUUGAGGUUUGUGGCAGACAUCGAGUGACUCCCCAUCACUCUCUCCUUACUCUUUGCAGGCUGAGUUGGGGUAUCCAUUCAUCCUCACAGGAUAGGAGAUAAAUCCUGAUUAGUUUCAAUCAGUGAUGAUAAUGCCAGCAGUUGGUUUAGAGUGGUCCUAGAAUCAGUCCAGAUAAAGGAGGUAUCUGACAGGUGGUUUCUGGAAAAGAUUUCCUCAGAGGUUCAAGGACAAGCAAGGUGAAGUGGAGUCUUUGGUCAGCAUCACCUUCUCUGGAUCUGGUGCCUGGUACCAUCUUUCAACAGUGGAUUAUAGUUUAAUUCUGACCAGAAAGAUUGGAAGAAGCUGGGACCUGGAUGGUGUCACUGAGCCAGGGAACCAGCGGGCCUUGUGACCACUCCAUGUCUGGACUGUUUGUUUUGUGAAAGACUAAAUUUAUUUUUUAAGCCAAUUGAUUCAGAAUGCUCAGUUAUUAAUAAUGGAAGACAUUGUAACUGAUACAGAGUUACAUUUUUAUAGGAGUUAUGUGAUUCAGAAGUAGACUUUAAUCACUUAUUUUGAGGUGUUGAUAAAGAGAUUUAUUUCCUGUAAAUUUUGAUGUAAAUAGUUUGGGAGCAUUGAAUAUCAACUUGAAACAAAUGUGUCUGCUUCCUUGAACUCUUAACAUUGACCUGCAGAAUUAACCUUUGGAACCUGACAUACCUCAGGUGCACCUCCAUUUUCUAAUAUGUGAAAUGAAUUUUGCUUGAGGUCAUUUAAUUUUUAUUAUUCAUGGAUCAUUGCUAUAUUAGUUGGCAAUAUAUGGUGUGAGGUAAGGAUCUCAUUUUGCUUUCAAAUGAUUAUUUGCCAGGUAGCCUGCAUCAUUUGAAUAAUUGACCCCUUUACACCACUGAACUGAAAUACCAUAUUUUUCAUGUGUGACACUCACACAUCACUCCUGUUUUGUUGCUCAGCACUUUUUCUCUAUAUUUUUCUAGAUGAUUGUAUGCUACGUAACAGGAAUUAAAAGUCUGGUAGAUUGUACAGUUUAGGGUAGGAACCAAAAGUUGAUAGCAUAUUUGUUGAAAUUAUAUCAAACAAAGGUUUUUCCACUCUGGAAUGUCAUCAUUAUAGCUUAUUACACAAUGUACAUUUGACAAAAAUAAAGAUAAAAAUAAAGACAUGAUGUUAAUGUCAGAGCCACAUUUUAUUUGAGACCAAGGUUCUACUCUGUCUUCCUUGUGUUUAUUCUAGCUCACUGUGCCCAGCUGUGCUGUCCAAUCAGGCUCCUCAGAACUAUAGAACAAGCAACGAGUCUGCAGCCCAAAUAAUGGCAGCUUUCUAAAAUACCUCUAGUUAAAAAAAAAAAUGAAGACACAAGGAAAUGCAUAUUUAAAAUCAUGUUCCUUUUUCAUUGUGGUAAAGAAACACUAGAUAAAAGGUAAAUUGCUUUUUCCUUGAUUGAAUUUAAAGUCUAUGCUUCCUGCCAAAGUGAUGAACUGGUAUGGGCUGUGGCUUGUUUCUGUGGUUCAUUACUGGAGAUGCCACCACAGGAAGAACAUAGAGAAGUAAAGACCAGUCAC